This is a messenger RNA of Pleuronectes platessa (European plaice), 1665 nucleotides long. It is a transcript of the gene tcta, whose product is annotated as T cell leukemia translocation altered. Bases 158 to 463 code for a protein of 101 amino acids. The transcript is spliced from 3 exons. The record is from RefSeq and is a predicted model, not a curated record. NCBI's taxonomy places the organism in Eukaryota, Metazoa, Chordata, Actinopteri, Pleuronectiformes, Pleuronectidae.
UAAAACCCAAAACAACAACAAGAGGAAGAACUAAAGAUGGCUACCAGGUUAUCUAAUGCAAGUUGGCCACAGCGACGUUUCCAGUUGUUUUAAAUAACUCCGGACACAAAGCCCAGUUGGUUGGUCUUCACCUUCGUUAGCUGGACAGCCUGACACGAUGGAGGAACCGUGGGACUUUGAGUUCUUGUCCCGCAUCGCUGACAGCUGUCUGUCGUUCCUCACCGAGUUCGUGGACGACUGGCUCGCCAACGACAUGAGAGUUUGCAUAUUCAAGAUCUUACUCAGCUGGUUGAUUGUCAGUCUCAUCGCCAUUCACUUUGCGUGGAAAGUCUACGGGAACACGGUAAACGACAUGUAUUACCGACAAGGGACCGGACAGAACGGAGGGACCCCGGACACAGCCUCGCACCUGAGGGGAUGGGAAAGCAAAGCCAGGGAUACUUUGAAGACGCAUCGAGAUUAACAGGACAAUUGACUUUGGACUUUAUACAAGUGAGACCUGGACAAUUAAAUCCCUUCAGAGACAUCCAUUGCACCCACGACUCUGGACAAACUUAAUCUUCAGUGCACUCAAGAUGGAUGCACCAUCUGGCGUCUGCCUGAAGAAACAUGUGACCAUGCAUACCAACAGUCUGACACUGAUAUGCACUAAACUGACCAUGCAGUGCUGUAUGAUAUUUAUUUCAGUCUGUUGUCUCUGGUCAGUGAACAUAUUUUAUUCUGCAUAAAAGCUUGUUUUUCUUUCAAGAGGCCUCAGUUCAAGUGACAAACAUAUUGAUGUUUACUCAUGAAUUCAGAAGAUUUUGAUAGUAGACAUGACUUUUUCCCUUCUGAGACCACAAGCAAGAAAGAAAGAAUUGUACUUGAUUUGAAUUGUGUAUGGAAGGAAGACGUACAGUAUUAUUAGAAGUCACAACACACAAGAUCAUGAUGACAGAUUUUUUUAAAUUAUAGUAAGGCUGAAAAACUCUGCAGAGGCAAGUGACUGAUGAGAGUGCGUGAUUUGCAUGUGUGUAGUUACUGAUUAGAAAGGUUCUUUGCAGUGGGCAUUUUAAUCAUUUAAUUUAUAAAUAAUGCAUUUGGUCUUUAUGAAGGCGGGUCCAUGAAAAUCAGAUCAUCUUUUCUCUUCAAUGAUUUUUGGUUACUUAAAGGUUCAGUGUGUAGAAUUAGUGACAUCUAGUGGUGAGGUUGCAUGUUGCCGCUCAAUAUCCUUCAACUCCUUCGAAACAUGAGCAUGUGGAAGCCUUCAGUUGCCAUAAUAACUCAAUGUGUUUAGUUGGGACUACUGUAAAAAAAUUACAUUUGCAGCCUCCAUAGAGAGAAACUGCUCCUGAUGUAAAAGUAUCUAAAUAUAAAGGACCCAUUCUAGUGUAAAGAAAACAAGUCUUACAAUUUAGAUUUAACACACCAGUGAAAACAUCACAAGGAUUAUUUUAUAUUCAAUUUAUGCCAAUAGAUCCCUCUCACCUAAAUCUUACACACUGAACCUUUAACAACAGCUGUUAACCAUAACGAGUGCACUUAAUAAGAACAAAGUUUUUGAUUUUUUUUUUUUUACCACCGUUGUCAGAGGAAAAUGUAAUCGAUUAAAAAUAAGUGGAGUAUAAUUAUACAUUUAUCUCUCAUAUGAUAUCUAAGAUUUUUAAUAACCAUCGUCUUUGUGUA